Molecule: messenger RNA, 3789 nt
Organism: Dreissena polymorpha
Lineage: Eukaryota; Metazoa; Mollusca; Bivalvia; Myida; Dreissenidae
Exons: 3
Coding region: 2047-3162 (371 amino acids)
Biological process (GO): rDNA heterochromatin formation
Cellular component (GO): heterochromatin
Molecular function (GO): DNA binding
Source: RefSeq, a predicted model, not a curated record
UACGCGACCCGCGAUUUUUGUGUAAAUCUCACAUCGCCGCGUUUGGGCCAACGUGGCAAAACGCGGUGAUUCGCCGUGAUAACACUCUACGGGUGAUUCGCGGUGAUGUCGCCGUGAUUUCCCCGCGACCAUCUCGCGAUAAAGAUCAGCUGAAGCAUCAUCGCGAAACUCCGCGAAUCGCCGUGAUUCGCGAUGACUACUAGAUUUAAAUUUCAACUUAUUUAAAAAAAAGUCAACAUUAUUGACGAUCACAUACGAUCGCGAAAAUGUAUGCCAAUUCGAAAAUAAACACCCUACUUGCUGAAUGUCGAAAUCCUGAUUUCCAAACAAGAUCUUUAUUUGUUGAAAUAACACUUGUAUGCCUUUUGGACAGCAUAUUAGAAUCCCAACAAAUCCAGAAUGCCGUAAUGUUAUCGAUUUGCUAACACAAAAAAUAACUGUAAUUUGGCAUGUUCCGUACAGCUUUACACAUUCGUUUGCAGAUACAUGUAGAUGUAAGUUGCGUAAGAAAAUGGCAAGUAUAGUCGCAAAUAUUUGCAUUUUCGCCAGCUUAUAUUAACUUUUGAGUUAUUCUAACGAUUGUUAUGUUUUGUUCGCUGCUUUUUACAUGGACUUUGAAAUUCUCGGAUAUUUCAUUCCGACUGCCAAAAUUUUCCGUUAUGAAAAAAGUAGAAAUUUGUUUUCGCAAUUAGUUCUGCUUGUUAAGUUAGAAAUAUUUAUGUAUGCUUUUUUGCACUGUUUUCUUUGUUGCGUUUUUGUGCAUGUUCAGUAAAAGAUUUGAAUCUGUGUAUUAGAUGUGCAUUAUUAGUAGUGAUAAUAUAAAGAUUAUGAGUUUAGAUGCAGCGUUAAGCGUAUUUUAUUAUAAUCAUUAACAACUUGCUUUUAAAAUUAACAUAUGUACAUGAAAGUUUGCAACAAAUAUACAUAUAUUGGUAUUGCGUAUGUGUAAUUAUGUCGUUGAAAUUGCUGUUUCAGGAUACAAAGAUGACCAUUAUGUACAAUGUUUCUAUUGACCAUGGUAGAAAUACGAUUUUGUGCAUGAUACACUAUAUGUUGUUUUAUAAACGAUGCAUGAACGCAAGAAGAAUGUUAAUAUCAGCAACAUCAUGUCAUUUUAUGUAUGAUUGAAUUCCAUAAACCGUCAUGACAAUUCACGUGAAUUUCUAAAUAAAAAAUAAAAAUCUCAAGAUUAUACAUGUACUAGUGUGUUCGUAAUUGAAAUUGGGUCCAUUACAAUUGGCGGUUUUAUUGUUCAUGUACAAACUGUGAAAACAAAGUUCCAAAGUGUAGACAUGCAUUGUUUACAAUAGAAUAGAUCAAAAUACUUCAAAGAGAAAAAAUUACCAAUGCAAUUCAUUGAAUUUCUUUUUUCCGAUUACUCAGUCGGUGACAAGAAAUAUAAGCUACACACGAAUGUAACACCUUAAACGAUUAUAUUCUCAACACCUUUUACACUAGAAUAGAUAAAAGUACAUCAAACAGAUCAUAAUUAACAAAUAAUUACCAUCGUUUCGUUUACUCAGUGCGUAAGUAAAAUGGACGCUACAAUGUAUAUAAGUCAAGGGUUAUCCUGGCCUCACCAUCAGUUUAGCUUUUGUUAUAUGUUCUGUAUGAAGUUAUAACAGGAAUCUUCAGUGUUUAGUAUUAAUAUUGGAUUGUGUAUUGUUUCACCAAGUGCAUAUUGGAUUGUUAAGUGCUUGAAAAAUGGCGUUGAGGACACUAGUUCGUCAAGUGACUCACUAUUUAGUUAAAUUUGAUUGCGAUGGAACUUUUAUGAUUCGAUCGCGAGGACACGUCAGGACUGACGACAUUAGGAGCGAAGUGACUGUUGGUAGUUCGUACCCUGUUCAGUGGGGUCGAACUAAAGCGGCUACGGACGCUGCAGUGAUUAUUGCAGAGGGUUAUAGCGAAGCCGAAGUGAAAAAGAAACUGACGGACUUACAGGCAGACAGUUAAAAAAAACGGAAGGAACCGCCUGCAACAACAGCUGACCAAGCUCGUCCCCCCAAAAGACAGAAGACUCCUGCCGGCAAGCCUAGGGCACAGAUGAUCAGCCGCGUGCCGCCGACAUCAGCAAUCGCGCAGCGUCUGGAUCCGGAAACUCCAGCAGUGGUCCCGUCGCACGUUGCAGACACUGUGGCGCAGGUUGUUAACAGCAUACCGGCGGCUUCCGUCCACGCAGAAGCUCAGCAACAAGAAUCAGUUGUCCCGCCGCACGUUGCAGACACUGUGGCGCAGGUUUCAAACAGCAUACCAGCGGCUUCCGUCAGUGAAGAAGCUCCGCAACAAGUCGUAGACCCACCUCCCGUUGCAGAGAAUAUCAUGGGAGAAGCGCCCGCUCAGUGGCAGUCAUUGUUGUCGGAGCCACUUUCAGUGUCCCCAGAUGUAACGGCGGUUACCUGGUCAUUGAUGCCGACGCCUACGUGUACGCUGACAGUUACGCCAACCCGGCCGAAUGCAACAUUCCUGUCUGCGCGACCGCCAUCCGCGGGGUCCACUUUGUCAUCAUUAAACCAGAUAGUGGAGGGCCAGAAAUCAACGGUCCGGGAGAUGGACAAGCUCCGGCGGCAGAUGGAGGGGUUGACAAGGACCAACGUGGCACUGGCGCAGAGGGUUGAUCAACAGAAUGAACUAAUAUCAACAAUCCUGUUGGCUCUACAUCAGCUUACAGCCACUGUAGUAGCACUGACGACAGCCAAUCCAGCUGCACAGCCGACAGCCAAUGCAGCUGCACAGCCGUCAGCUGUACAACCCAUACAGAGCACAUCGGAUCCAGCUACUUGUCCGGAAAGUGAAGUAAUUGCUUCAAAUGCCUAUCUUUCCGACGAAGAAGUCCGUCUGAUAAGGCAGUCAUCAAAUGGAGCAGGAAAUUUCGCGGCCCACCUCACGCAGAGGCUGUACCCAGAACUUUUUACUGCCGCAAACGCGAGAAUGCACUUCAAUUACCACGGAGGCGGCAGUAAGCAAAAGCAGCCAUUGAGCCCGCGGCGGAAAAAUGCAAUCCGAAAGUACGUCGUUAGGUACUUUCCUAUGAUGAGCGACGACACCAAUUAUGGAAACGAAUGCGUCCAAAAGAUUAACGAGCUCCUCCGCCGCAAGGCAAGGACACCAGCAGCACUAGGGGAAGUUGAAGAGGAAGUGGACUUCGAUAUCCGACUGUAAAUGGAUGUCCUGACGCUGUUAACCAUAAAUUCUACUUUUGUUAUUGGAGCGUUUCUACAUAAGUACCUACUAAUUAAUUAAAACCUAGUUCCAAAUCAUAAACUACUGUUUGUUUGAUAUGUGUGUAAUUCUCUGAUAAUCUGUGAAAACGAAUAAAGUACUGUUCUGUUCUGUUACAAAUCAUCAUCAUGUACAGUUUUAUGAUGCUGAUAAUGGUUUUAUGAUGAUAAUAAUUUUAAUGAUGAUGAUUAUUAUAAUGAAGAUGAAUAUGAUGUAAUGCUGUAAUGAUGAUUUGUGAUGAACUUUAAAGUUAUGAAAAUAAAUGUAUUAGAAAUAAAUUUAUAGUUUGUUUUACUUUCAAAUUCGUCUCAGACUCUUGUAUCUAGUCUAUAAUAAUGCCUCAUUUCGACGACGACAUACCUGAAGAAAAAGACAAUAGAAUCUUUUUUUUUUCAAAUGAAAUAAUCUUCAGCAAAGAUAAUAUAGUACUGUAAUAAACAAGAUUCCAUAGAUAUCGACCAACAUAUGUUCUACGAUUUAUUAAAAUUAAAAUUGGUGUCGAAAAAAGCCUGGAACUUUGGCCGAAUGAGCCUGAAAUUGGGGCCUGAAAAAAACGGGGCCGGUAGA